AUGAAAAUUUCGCCUUUUUUGACAAUUUUAUCGGUCUCCGCCGAGGCUGGGCCCCUUGAUUUUUGGACAGAGAGCGAUAUUUACGCCUACCGAGUUCAAAAGUCGAUUCAGAAGAAGGGUAUUGCCAACCGUUUCAUCAAGAAAUAUGAUCAAGUUAGAGACGCGAUGAGAUGGUUCCAGGACGAGGGUGUUUGCGACUCCGUUGUGUCUAGCCCAAGCUAUGAACCGGUCGGUUUCGAUGCUGUUUUUGACGCUCGGGCGAGUCCUGGCGCUAACAUCGGAAGUCUUGCGGAUCUUCUUGAUCGCUGGACUCAGUCUUAUGCUUGCAUCGAAGAUCCAGCAAUAUUUGAGACGAUCCAGGACGCUCUUGUCGCUAUGAAAAGAGUCGCAAAGUUGAAGAUCAACAGCGAUAAGGAUGUUUCCUUCCACAUCUCUGACUAUCAGAUGUCAUACGAUCAAGCGCUUCUCUACUGCUUCAGCCAAGGCAUGUGGCUUGCCGAUCCUGAAGACUACGAGCAGCAAAGAGGCAUUGUAAGAAGCAUGACGGUCGGAAACUACGUCUGGUUCGACUCUUGGCAAGCGGCUGAAGGGGAGUGCUGGGUGCAAGAAUACUUUGGCGGCGCCGGCCCGGGUGGAAAAGUCAAAUAUGGAGUGUCCGACGGGCCAAAAGACUGCAACAGCAAGUACUACGCUGCUUGCCAGAGCGGUCAAACUUACGAAAAAUCAUGCACCGCCUGGCCAAUCGCCAAAAUAAGAGUCAACGAGCAAGCAGAAGCUCAAGAAUACUGCGAAUCCGCUGGUGGAAACCUUCCAUUUUUCAACGAUAAAAAGGAGCUUGAGGAAUGGCAAAAUCGACCAGACCCCCAGCGGGAAUGGCUUGGAAUCGUCAGAAGCGACGAGUUUAAAAGCGGAUGGGCCAAGGUCACGGGUGAAGAAGCCACUGUUUUUGCAUGGGAUGGAGGCGAGCCCAAUGAUGUUGGUGGCGAUGAAGACUGCGUUUUCACUCGAAUUGAUGAUCCUCUCGUUUGGAACGAUGUUCCCUGCACAUCGCCGGGUACGGAGAUCUUCCGCUGUCGAAUCGACUCUACUGUCUACGUCUGGGAAGAUUGUCCUGUUCCUGAGGUGCCUGAGCCACCAACUUGCGUUGAUCCAUGCGAAGGGAAAGAAAUGUGCACUACUUUUGUAGAUAGCUGUGAAAUCUAUCCAGAAAAGGACAAUGUCGUCGGGACAAUCUCGCCAACAUCGAAGUACUACAAAAUCUCAUUUGACUUCAAGUGCACGGACCAGGUUGAUCCAGAACUGACUGUACCAUCAGCGAACGUACUUCGAUUGGAUACCCUGGAACCGGGCGCUGCGUACAUACCCAGACAACCUCUCUACUUAGAAGUCGGAACUUAUCGAGAUGACCCGCUUUCAUACUGGGUUUACGGCAACGCUGUCUCACAAGAAUACUCAUCCGAUCUGAUUGAUGUUUUGGUCAGUAAAAAUACGCCGUGUACAACAGAAUGGGACUCUUUCACUCUCGAACGAAGUACAGUCGAUGGCGUGAAUUCAAGAUCUACAAUGACAAGACACUCUGAUGGCGCUCUUCUUUUCGAUUACACCCAACCAACAGCCGACGUUCAAGAAAUGCCACCAGUUCUCUACGCUCGCGUUAGUUCAAACAUUUACGAACCUUCACGACUCUACCCAGUCAGAAACUACUACUAUGAAGAAUUACCUGAACCAGUGACCGGUGCUUUUGCAAUUUUACAUCUUCGGGGAUACGAGAAAUAUCCAGAUGCUGAAUAUAAUAAGAUUGCAAAGCUUUUGGGCGAUGAGUUUGUUGACGUUCCACUUACCUUACCAAUGAGAACAAGAACCUGGGGCCAAUCGAUGACAAUCAACGACAAUACCGAAGCUUUAAUUUGUUCCCUGGGAACUUGUCAAAUCUUUGACGAGGAGUCUCUUGCUACUACUCCUUCUUACCAAUUUGGCCAUUACUAUGGCUGCAUGGCCGAAUAUCAAGGCAAUCCAACACUUGUUGGUGGUUUCAUCAACGGCGGAGAACCCGAGUCAUUUAUUGACGGAAAUUGGGCAGCUCUUCCACGCCCUUCCGAUCCAUCGGUCGAAAAGGUGUAUUCAAGCGCUUGUUUUGGCCUCGAUGAUGGUUCAUUUUUGAAGGUCGGUGGCAAACCUUCGGGUGCAGACUUUGUGAAAUCUGUCUGGUUGCUUAGAGAAGGAACAUGGUCACAAUUGGCCGACUUGCCAGAGGAAUUUGAUUCUUAUUACAAUAUGCGAAUCGGAAGCUUGUACUUCAUGGCUGGUAACGGAUACACUGGCGGUAAGAUCCGUCGAAUGGAAAUCGAAGACAACACCAUCGUUUCAACUGAAUCAAUCUAUGAUUCAUACGGAAUGCUUAUCCCUAACUAA
Oikopleura dioica is the source of this 2412-nucleotide messenger RNA. The record is from the annotation of a GenBank genome assembly. NCBI's taxonomy places the organism in Eukaryota, Metazoa, Chordata, Appendicularia, Copelata, Oikopleuridae.